Molecule: messenger RNA, 2739 nt
Organism: Aspergillus nomiae NRRL 13137
Lineage: Eukaryota; Fungi; Ascomycota; Eurotiomycetes; Eurotiales; Aspergillaceae
Product: snoRNA-binding rRNA-processing protein NOP14
Exons: 2
Coding region: 1-2739 (912 amino acids)
Biological process (GO): maturation of SSU-rRNA
Cellular component (GO): nucleolus; small-subunit processome; Noc4p-Nop14p complex
Source: RefSeq, a predicted model, not a curated record
AUGCCGCCGUCGCAGUUGAAGCAGCUCAAGGCCUCUCUCCGCGAUAGUGGAGUGUUGGGGCCACAGCAGUCGAAAAAGCAAAAGCGCCAGAAUGUGAAGAGUGGUGCUGCGGCGCAAAAUCGAGUCCAGCGCAAUGCCGCUUUGCAGUCAAUUCGAGACCGGUUCAAUCCAUUCGAAAUAAAAGCGGGGGGUACACGGACAAAAUUUGAUGUGACAACUCGAGAUGGGAAUUCAGGUACAGCUGCUUCGCGUGCGCGACCUGGUGUUACCAAGUCACUGGGAGAAGAAAAAAGACGCCAAACGCUAUUACGAGAGAUGGAGAAGAGGAACAAGGUCGGUGGUAUAUUAGAUCGUCGAUUCGGUGAAGAUGACCCGACUAUGACGCCUGAAGAGAGAGCCGCCGAACGUUAUGCUAGAGCAAGUCAGCGCAAGAUGCGGAAGGAAUCAAUGUUCAAUCUGGAGGGGGAUGACGAGGAAGAAGAAUUCCAACUCACACACAAAGGCCAGUCUUUGAACGAUGUCGACCAAGACGAUUUCCAAGAAGGUGACUUGGGCGGGCUGGAAGAUGAUGCCUCAGAUUCCGAAGUAGCCCGAAAAAGGAAACGAGUUCUCUUCGAUGAUGGCGAGAUGGAUGGCCCAGAGGAUUUAGAAGACGGGGAGGAACAUCCCGAACGAAAGAAAUCAAAACACGAAGUUAUGAAGGAGGUCAUUGCCAAGUCAAAAUUUCACAAGUAUGAGCGACAAAAAGCUAAGGAGGACGAUGACGAUCUCCGUGAAGAACUCGACAAAGGACUUCCUGAUCUUUUCGAAAUGCUAAGAGGAGUGAAGCCACCGCCAAAGCCAGAACCUCCGAAGAGUGAUCUGGCAUCUAUGAACCCAGAUCGCGCUGCUCUUAUGGAGGGCAUAGCCAAAGGAGAUACUGAAAAGGAAUAUGACCAGCGCCUCAAGCAAUUAACAUUUGAUAAGCGAUCCAAGCCAACGGACCGCACAAAGACAGAGGAGGAGAAAGCCGCGGAAGAAGCAGAGCGGCUGAAGGCUCUAGAAGAAGAGCGUGUUCGGAGAAUGCGUGGCGAGGACGUAAGUGAGUCAGAAGAGGAGGAGGAAGACGAAAAGGAAGAGGAAGGAAGUGACAUGUCCGAAGACGAAUCCAUCCCAGAUGACGCGAAGGCUUUUGGUUUGCAACAAUCUUCGGGUCAGACCAGUACUCUUCCCGAGCUUGGCGUCGAAGACGAGGAUGAUUUUAUAAUCGAUGAUGAUCUAGUUGAGACGAGAUCCAAUGUUAGCUUAUCAAUCGGCGACAGUGAUGAGGAGGUAUUAUCUGGAGAAGAGUCAGAAGAGGAAGUGGAAGAGGACGAAGAAGACGAGCUGAUCAACGGCUUUACUCUCCCUAGCGAUAACGCUGGAGAAGUCCCUGCUACAGGUGAUGCACCAGAAGCUAAUGAAGGGUUGGCUUAUACAUACCCUUGCCCGAAGAAUCAUGAAGAGUUCCUCGAGAUCAUUAAUGAUGUGCCCAUGGAGGACCUUCCGGUGGUCGUUCAGAGAAUUCGAGCUCUACACCAUCAUCGUCUGCACCCGGACAAUAAGAAGAAGCUUGGCCAGUUCUCUCGCAUCCUUAUUCAACACGUCGCCUACAUGGCCGAACAGCCCGAGCAUCCUCCUUUUGCCAUUCUUGAGAACAUCCUCCGUCACGUCCACUCUCUAGCAAAGAGCCACCCCGAGAGCGUCUCUCAGGAGUUCAGGGCUCGUCUACGUGAAAUCGCAGCAGACCGUCCACUUAAUCUCCGGCCCAGUGACCUGGUCAUUCUAACCGGAAUUGCCACUACCUUCCCAACAUCUGAUCACUUCCACGCCGUCGCAACGCCGGCGCAACUGUGCCUUUCGCGAUACCUGGGACAGGGUGCCGUGAACACUCUCGCAGAUUUUGCAACGGGUGCCUAUGCCGCAAGCCUGGCUCUCCAAUACCAAUCGGUUUCCAAGCGCUACAUGCCCGAAUUGAUCAACUACGUCCUCAACGCCCUGUGUAACCUUGCCCCGGAGGAGCCAAAGAGCAGCCUUGGUCUCUUCCCGUCUCGGAGACCGGAGGAAUCUCUACGACUGAAGAUCUCCAAAUCGCUGAAAUCGAGGAAACUCCAGUUCUGGGACGUUACUGGCCCGGAAAGCCCGAAAGCCCAAGAGGAGCUCAAGAUUUCCCUCAUUAACACAUUCAUAUCUCUCCUUGGCACCGCCUCCGAUAUGUGGUCCGACAUGUCUGCUUUCCUUGAGAUCUUCGAUCAAGCUCAGAAAGUCUUUAGCUUCCUGAGCCGAUCCUGCAAGGGUAAGAUUCCCUCCGCUGUUCAAGACACCCUGCAGUCGACCCUCGAUAAACUCGACGGCCACACCUCGAAAGCCCGCCUUACUCGUCGCCCGCUUCUACUCCACGAUCACCGCCCGCUGGCUAUUAAAACCGCCAUCCCCAAGUUCGAGGAUACAUUCAACCCAGACAAGCACUACGACCCCAACCGCGAGCGUGCGGAAGCCAACCGGCUCAAGGCCGAGUACAAGCGCGAGCGCAAGGGCGCCAUGCGGGAACUACGCAAGGAUGCCAACUUCAUUGCGCGCGAGAAGCUGCGCGAAAAGAAGGAGCGCGAUGCCGAGUACGAGAAGAAAUACAAACGACUUGUGGCCGAGGUGCAGAACCAGGAGGGCAGAGAGGCCAAUGCUUACGAGAGGGAGAGGAGAUUGCGCCAGGGCAAGCGGUAA